GUAAAACAACAUAAAAAGAGUUGUAAUCAACUUCAAAGUAAUAUUUACUCCUCGGAGAGAGACACAGUAGAAUUCUUUACACAAAAAUGAACGGCGACUCCACCGAUGCACCGCCGGAGCAAAACGGAUUGUCACCAGAACACGCCGGAGAUGAUCGGUCCAUUGAAAAGGGUGGAGAAGUUGAAAAGGGUCGUGAUCAAUUUGCUGAUUUGAAGAUACAACAAGAGGGUGGAGAAGAAGAGGGGUUGAGGCCUAAAUUAGCUGAAGGGUUUUAUGAAAUUGAAUCUGUUCGUCGAAAGAGGGUUCGAAAGGGCCAAGUUCAGUACUUGAUCAAAUGGCGGGGGUGGCCGGAGACCGCAAAUACUUGGGAGCCCUAUGAUAAUCUUGCAGCAUGUUAUGAUGUUAUUGAGGCAUUUGAAGAUAGCUUGCUGUCGGGGAAACAUAGAUCACGUAAGCGGAAGCGAAGGUCCACUGGUCUGGUCCCUCAAGCUAAGAAGAAGCCACAGGGUAAUGUUGCGUCUACUUCGAGGGCCCAAGAUGCUGGGAAUGUUAAGUUCGAUGAAGGAAACUAUGUUAUUCCUUCUCUUGAUGAUCAGAAUCAUGAGGAUGGUGGCAAGUCAAAAAUAGAAGAUCUUAACAAUAAUGAAGCAGUGGAGCAAGGAAAUGAAAAUGGAUCUGUUGUCGUUCCUCCACAAGUUGAAGAAAAAGAAAAUCAUCAUGAAAUGGAUGCCAACCGUGGUGACUUGAGGGAUGCACCAUUUCCCAGUGAGGGCUCGAGCAGGUUGCCUGUAGAUGUUCUGGAUUCAGAGGCAUCAGAAGAAUUUUGCUUUGCAAAUAGACAUCAAAACUUGGAGGGGGAGGGACAGGUUAAAGCUAGUGCAUUUCAGAAUGGACAUCAAAAGGUUGACGGAGGAGUAGUCAAAGAUAGUGACUUGAAAAAUGGACAGCAAAAGGUUGACGGAGAGGGUGUAGCUCAAGGUGUUGGCCUUGAAAAUGGACAUCAAGGGGUUGACAAGGAAGGAAUAGUUCAAGCUGGUGGCACUGAAAAUGGACACCAAGGGGUUGACGAGGAAAGAAUAGUUCAAGCUGGUGGCAUUGAAAAUGGCCAUCAAAUGUUUGAUGGAGAGGGCAUAAUUCAAGCUGGUGACUGUGGCAAUGAAAUUCAAAUGGUCGAUGGGGAGGGAGUAGAUCAAGGUGAUAGCGUUGAAGCUGGACAACAAAUGGUUAAUGGGGAAGCUGUAGUGCAAGCUGGUGGGCGCUUGGGGAGUAGAAAAAGAAAACCUUCUUCCGUAAAACGGUUUAACCAAGAACAUUCCCCAUGUGUAACAAAUUAUGCUGCACCAGACCUUACAACAAAAAACACCCGAGCUGGUGGUAUAGUUACACAGAAUCGGGAUCAAAAUUCUGUUUACAGGAGUAAUGAUCUGGCUUGCCAGAGUAAGAUUGAUGACAUCACAGAUGGGUCUUCUAUCACUGAGAUCAUAAAACCUAUAAGCUUUGCAUCUUCUGAAUCUGUACCGGGCAUCUUAGUGACCUUUAUGGCCAAGAGGUCCGACGGAAAAGAGGUUAUGGUGGACAACAAGUACCUGAAGGCCCACAAUCCUCUUCUGCUGAUAAACUACUAUGAGCAACACUUGAACUACAACGCUACAACAGGACCACCCAGACCUGGGGGAGACAGUGUGCUCUAAUCAUUACAACAUAGUUUUUCUAAUGCAGAUGUAUCUUGUAGUUUGAGGCUUUAGUGUAGUUGAUAGUGAAUCCUUAUUGAGGACAUGUGGUACAUAGUGGAAAGUUCGGGUUCUAGAACACACAAGAAUACUUUCUAGUAUUUUGGUCUGAAGUAGCAGUAGCCGUAUCUGUUUUAUAUUUACUUUGGCAAUUUAAACUCAUCCAUUACCUUUCUAGUAUAUAAUUAGCAAAUCUCAAUCUUUUAUUUUUCUCUCA
This is a messenger RNA of Daucus carota subsp. sativus, 1947 nucleotides long. Its product is annotated as chromo domain-containing protein LHP1. Bases 87 to 1691 code for a protein of 534 amino acids. Gene Ontology annotation, biological process: heterochromatin formation. The record is from RefSeq and is a predicted model, not a curated record. The transcript has 6 exons. Lineage: Eukaryota; Viridiplantae; Streptophyta; Magnoliopsida; Apiales; Apiaceae. Gene Ontology annotation, cellular component: nucleus.